Anopheles cruzii is the source of this 1571-nucleotide messenger RNA. RefSeq names its product sorting nexin-12 (gene Snx3). Gene Ontology annotation, cellular component: retromer complex; early endosome membrane. Gene Ontology annotation, molecular function: phosphatidylinositol-3-phosphate binding. The transcript has 3 exons. NCBI's taxonomy places the organism in Eukaryota, Metazoa, Arthropoda, Insecta, Diptera, Culicidae. Bases 780 to 1283 code for a protein of 167 amino acids. Gene Ontology annotation, biological process: late endosome to Golgi transport; endocytic recycling. The record is from RefSeq and is a predicted model, not a curated record.
UAUUUGGUAGUGUAUUUUUACACCCUUCGUUGGAGGAAAGUAAAUGUUUGUCCGUAGGCAGGCAGCACACAUUGUUCAAUCACUUAACGAGCGGUCGAGCUGCGUUUGUGAUCAACUCGGCUCAACAAAAUAGAUUCGUUCUGUAGUGGAUCGCCGCUUGCACCUAACUCGUGCCAAAGAGGAAAAGAACCUAAUCAAAUUAGUUGUCACUCGUCACUGCAACAGUAGAAGUCGGAGCAGAAAUUUAGAGCAACAACGAAAGGAAUCUGUUCGGACUUGCGGUGACCGGAACGUGUAUUGGUGCGCAAACAGCAGUAGUGUCAGUGCAUUAUCACAUUUCGUUGCGAAUGACAGAGAAAGGAAGAGUUGUGCUUGUAUAGAGUGCGUUUUUGGCCCGCCGUACACUAAGGAGUGAAAAAUUUUCCUGAUAAUUCCGUUCUGCUUUUGCCCGGCGUGAUAAGCGGGUGCACUUUCUAGAGUCGAGUCAUCCUUCCAUGAACGCGUAGCUUACCCACCUCUCUCGGUGAGAACUAGUUUGCCGACCAGUUUAUUUGGAUCAUAUCAACAUUAAUAGUCAAUCGUCUUCAUCGCGCGUUAGCUGUGCGACCAACAAGGAACGCAUUUGGACAGGAAGUGAUAAUCUGCGGAGCAGUUUCCGCGACACGACUUCGUUCGUGUGUACCAGUGUUUAGUCAAGUUAGCCGAGUGUAGGGAGUCUAAUUGGGGGCGUAGAGAGCAGGGAGCAACGCCCGAAAUUCGACUUUAACAAAUUAACAAGCAUGAUGGCCGAAGCGGACAACACGGCGGAUGCAACGCGACGACUGAAUGUGAAAAAACAAACUCUCGACGAUGCGUACGCCAUACCGGCCAACUUUCUCGAGAUCGACGUCGUGAAUCCGAUGACCACCAUAGCAGCCGGAAAGAAACGCUACACUGAUUACGAAGUACGAAUGCGGACAAAUCUGCCCGUGUUUAAAGUAAAAGAAUCCAGCGUACGCCGCCGGUACAGUGAUUUCGAGUGGCUGAGGAACGAAUUGGAGCGGGACAGUAAGAUUGUGGUACCUCCGUUACCUGGCAAAGCAUGGAAACGUCAGAUGCCAUUCCGAGGCGAUGACGGAAUAUUCGACGAAAACUUUAUCGAAGAGCGACGAAAGGGUCUUGAGCAGUUUAUCAACAAAAUAGCGGGUCACCCGCUGGCACAGAAUGAACGGUGUUUGCAUAUGUUCCUGCAGGAGCCUGCCAUCGAUAAAAAUUAUGUCCCCGGCAAAAUACGUAACACAUAAAACGACGAAAGUUGCGGCAGGUGGUAAAUUGGUUGAACAGGUUGGUACAUAGGGAUUCAAAACAAAAAUACGGAAGAACCGAGAAAGGGUUGCAAUAUUCAGUUUGGAUAGUGAAAAGCUCACGCUGGGAUUUAUUGUCAUCAAACCGAAGGGAAAACGAAGCUAAAUCCCGCACGCAAACCUGGUGGUGAUGUGAGGAUGAUGCCACUUCAUUGUACGAGGGAACAAGUACAUCAAUAUAUGUAUGCGCUGUUCUCUCUUUUCCCGAUAACAAUCACAUAUAAUUUG